Molecule: messenger RNA, 1839 nt
Organism: Moesziomyces antarcticus
Lineage: Eukaryota; Fungi; Basidiomycota; Ustilaginomycetes; Ustilaginales; Ustilaginaceae
Exons: 1
Coding region: 1-1839 (612 amino acids)
Source: RefSeq, a predicted model, not a curated record
AUGAAGGCCAUCUUUGCCAACUUUGGACGGCGAACCAACGUGGAUCGCAAGGAUCCGUCGUUCGAGGUCGCCUCCAAGACGCCGCUAGGCACACCGUCCAAAGAGGCGCCCCGCGUUCACGCCAUCUAUGCUUCCUUGGACACCGCAGCUAGCGCCAUUGGAGACGUCCCUUCAACAGCACCGGGCUCGAACCGCUAUCGUACCGAUCGCCUCCAACACCACAGCGAUGCGCAUACGGGUCCACCGAAUGCAUGGUCUGCAAGGCUCUCCGGAUCUCUCCGCAGUGCCAGCAUUCGCCGCAAGCCGCUUCAAGCGGCCGACACCAACGAUGCUUCUGCCAGGUUGAAGCCAGCAUCUCGAUCGGCACAUCCGCCAUCGAGCUACAAGAUGCCGCACUCCCAACCACUCGAUCGAGGUGCCGACAGCCCCGCCCUGCUGAGGAAGACGUCCACGACCAGCAAGCGGAGCGCUCCAAAGCAGGUCUCAUCUUCCCUUGCAGACCGUGGCCUUGUCAGCGACAGUCUGGACUUCCCUCACGUCUCGGGGUCCGACCCAAGCGCAAGGUCCGCGGCCCACCUACACGUCGAUGUGCCUUCCAUGUCCUCUGCAGACUUGGCGGGCCGGCUCGACGAGCUCGCUGUUGCCAACGCCGAUGGUCUUCUCACCGACGACGAGUAUCGAACGCUGCGACAGGCGGUGUUCGACCGCAUGCUCCAGGCCGACAAGCAUCUCAUGUCUGCGCCUUCGGAUCGUGAUCUCAGCGGUUCCGGCCUGCCCGACCACGUUCUGGGCAAGCCAGCACCAAGCCCUCCGAAUGGAUCUGCUCGUCACGCGCACAGCUCAUCAGAUCAUCUCGCGGUCAGCCGCGCAGACUCGAUGCGCGGCCAGGCAGAGCGACCGGGCUCUUCCAUUCGCAGUGGCCAAAGUGCGACGUCUUCGAGUCUGCAACACGCCUCGAACUUCCUCAAGAAGAGCGUCGGUGCUACCAAGACGCACAACCACAACGGCCCUUCCAGCGGGGGUUUCGACGCGAGUGUAACAAGCGAUACGGCUCGCAAUGGAACAUUGCGGCGCGACUCGGAAGGCAAGUCGUCGCAGUUGUCCAGUGGUGAUGGUCACUCGCAGCGUGCCUUGUCGUCGCGCACACAGCGUUCGUCCGGUGCCAAGUCGUCGCGCCUCUCGACGCUGGGACGUCUGAGGGCGGGGAGCCAGUCGAGGCGGAUGCACGCCGAGACAGCGGCGCGCGAGCUCGAAGAGGCGUUCUCAGCCGAGAGGACUGCGCGCUCGCUGCGUGCCGUGUCGCUGUACGAGACGGGUGCUUCGGAGCAGUCGGCGAUGGGCGGCAUUGCACGCGAGAGGUCGCCGACGUCUUUGCGCGCCGAGAUGGCGCCGACGACGCUGUUCGGCUUCGAGUAUGCGGACAAGUCGUCGGCCGAGAUCCAGGCCGAGAUCGCGGUGGUGCUGGGCGAGGGUAACCGGAUGCUCGACACUUUUGCGGCGCUGGAGCAGACGCUCGUGGCCAAGCACGGUGCGCUGGAGGCUCAGGCGGUGCGCGAGGUGGUGGAGCGGGUGCGCGAGGCUAAUCCGCAGGCGUGCGUGCAUCGGUUUGAGGCGAGUGCACCUCCGCCUUCAUCGUACCGCCAACCGCGCCAGGCGCAUGCGUCGUCGAGCGGGCUUGGUGGCGAGGACGGCGGCGCGUCGAACGAGGCGAGGGCGUUGGAAGCUGAGCUCACGAGCAACUACGCGCAACGCGCCGCCGUAGUCAAGCGAUACCAAGAUCGGCUGGCGUUCCUGCACAGCAAGGCGCGCUCCGCCGCCAUGCGUGAAGGCCUCAAGUGA